Pseudo-nitzschia multistriata is the source of this 1070-nucleotide messenger RNA. The record is from the annotation of a GenBank genome assembly. NCBI's taxonomy places the organism in Eukaryota, Bacillariophyta, Bacillariophyceae, Bacillariales, Bacillariaceae.
GUUGAUGAAACAAUCAGCGGACUUUCCGGUGUUGUUCAUCUAGUGUUAAUUUCUAUUGAAAGGAGAGAGGCUCAAUAAGUGACUGGAGCGAGAAGUAGUUAGCUCGGUUCUUGGGAAAUUAAAAAUGUUCGGAUCAUACGAAGGACCCUCGGCAAAAAAGAAGGAGAAGAAAAAUAGGCCACCAAAAGGCUUUGCGCAGCUCCCAGAAUGGUGGAUGGACACCACUCCCCACAACACGCUUGACAUUGAAGGAGAUGCGGCGAAACGCUUUUCUGAACGGCAGCAAGCGAUGAUUUAUAAGGAUUUAGCUGAGAAAGCGGACUUGGAGGAAAAGAAUGGGCUAUCCAACAAGUACAGGAAGGGGGAAAAUGGAGAACUGAUUGACAACGCAACUGGGAAAACAAUUGACCCUAAAUUUGACUCGAGAUUUUCGCAAGAUAAAAAAGGGGACUGGUUUUUGGAUGGGAAACCUAUAUUUGGUGCGCAGUACGUUAGUAUAGCCGCAGGCAAUAGCUACGGUCACAAGGAUGUAAGCUGGAAGAAACCAGACUGGAUGAAGGUGAGUUUAUAUUUUAUGAGUCGCCCACUGGCUUUCGUAUAUUUUGAAGUCGGAUGAUAUCGUGUUGGAUGUGUUAUUUUGUUUUGGUUUCACCGCGAUCAAUGGUCAAUUUGUGGGAGUGUCCCUGUCGUCAUCAAUAGCUGUUAUUAGAGUAUCAUGAAUGGUAAUCGGCGGAAUAUAAGUAUAGUAGCAAUAGAAGCACUAAUAUUUGAAACAUGGCAAUAUCACCACAGGUCAAACUUAAUGCAACGAAGAAAGGAGCUGCGAUGAAAAGAGGCAGCUAUCUGGAGAAAAAGUCAUUCGUUCCAUCGGCAUAAUUGACUAAUUUAGAGACAAGUUUGAAUCAAUGGCUUUGCAAAAUCUGGGACAAAAAUGACGUAUGAAUUACAACAGCAUGAAAAGAAAGAGAAAGAGGUAUACUAUUAUUUUCAUUUGGUGCUGUUUUUCGCAGUACUAGUCUAAAGUUACGUGAAGCAUUGGGUCUCGGAGAGAAUGAAUAUAAUUUAUGUUA